Molecule: messenger RNA, 1299 nt
Organism: Cryptosporidium ubiquitum
Lineage: Eukaryota; Apicomplexa; Conoidasida; Eucoccidiorida; Cryptosporidiidae
Exons: 1
Coding region: 1-1299 (432 amino acids)
Source: RefSeq, a predicted model, not a curated record
AUGCACGGAGUUAAUGUAAAUGUUUACAAUAGGCAAAAGUCCUAUGGAACCACAACAACUGGACAUGCUUUUGGUAUGACAUCAGGACUAUCCAUGCAGACAGUACAAGAUAUGGCAGGUGUUUCUGGAAGUUACAUGAAUGCUGAUACAUUCUCAAAAGAUUACGCAGAUCCAAUUGUAUUUGACACUAAGAAGUCAUUCUUUAAUAGUGUUAAAUUUAAAAGAUUUAGAAAGAGAUAUGCUGGUGCUUUAGGAUUUGUUAUUCUUAUUUGUUUCUUUAUUGGCCUUUACUGGAUAAUAGUCUUUACAAAACACUCAAAUUCAAAAGGAUCUAAAACUCCCUCUGUCUUUGAAGAUGAACAUAUACAGUUUACUCAUGAGGAUUUUUCUGCUCAUAAUAAUAUUUUGAAUACAAAUGAAAAGGACCUCCAUAGUAAUGACUGGUCAGAUUUCGAAGAUGAUUGGCUUGAUGAACAUGAAUUCCUGGAGGAGGAAAUUGAUGAUAUUGAGGACUCUGAACAUGGAAAUUCUCAUUAUGCCAAAGUUAUUAAUGAUAUGGAUAAUCAUCAAGAGAGUUCUCACGUAGAGACUUCAUUCGAUGCAUCACCAAAACCACUUAAAAGCACUGGAGAAUCUGACACUCAUAGUAGUAGCCAACCCAUCCAAACUACUGAUAAGCUUCCAAAUGAGGUUCAUGGAAUUAUCCCACCAAAGCCAUUAACUGAAAUUCCUUCACAUGAAGAAAGUAUUGUUUACUUUCCAAAAACAAUCCAUUUACUUGGAAGAAUUGGGGAUGAUUCUGCGGUUAAUGGUAAAUACAAUGUGAUGAUGCAUCCUUACCACGAAGAAAGUCCUUGGAUCCAUGGAGGUAGACUCAUUUGGUAUAAAACUGGCAAGAACUCCUCUAACAACUAUUAUAUAUUUUAUGAGAAGAAGUUACACAACUGGGUUUUAACAGAUAAAUUCGAUCUUGAUAAUCCAAAUCCUAUAGCCUUUUUACCUGACCAUGGUGUAAUGCCAGUUAAGGGAGUAGGCAAACAUGGAUGCAAAGCCCAGCACUAUUGGUAUUUCAGAGAAAAGAACUCUGAUAAUUCACAAAAACUUGUAAUGGAUAGGUCAGUCUUAGUUACCGACAAUGGAAUUUUGCUUGACUCACUUCCGGAUCGUGAACAUAGAAUAGGUUCAUCUAUGGAUCAAGAAGUAAUUGGACUCAAACUUCAUAAAAAUCAAAUACAUAUUGAUCACAAAUACUAUAGUGAUAGAUAUUCUGGUAGACACCAAAUUAAAAACCCCUACUAA